Molecule: messenger RNA, 4561 nt
Organism: Monomorium pharaonis (pharaoh ant)
Lineage: Eukaryota; Metazoa; Arthropoda; Insecta; Hymenoptera; Formicidae
Product: ATPase family protein 2 homolog
Exons: 6
Coding region: 1619-4015 (798 amino acids)
Cellular component (GO): cytoplasm
Molecular function (GO): ATP binding; ATP hydrolysis activity
Source: RefSeq, a predicted model, not a curated record
GGACCUUCCGUUUUUCUGCGUUGCUCUAUGUUUUUAGCCGACCAUUAGAAAUUAACUGGCUGAGAGAUUUUGUUUUUAUCCCUCGAAGGGGUGCGCCGUCGCCAAUUAAGGGUCAAUCCCUGAGUUCGGUUGAUUUCCAGGAGUCACCUAGGAUGAUUUUCUCAGUAGCAAAAAUAAUAAAAAUAAUAAAUUAUGUAUAAUAAUAUAAAAACUAAUAAAUUAUAAAACAAUCAAAAAAUAAUAUUAGAGAUGCGCGGAUAAAGAGUUUUCUGACGCCAAUUCGAAUUGAAUUGUAUUUCAUUUCUUUGUUCGAAUUCAAAUUGAACCGAAUUACGAAUUAAAUUAAAUCUAAUUAAAUAGUUGAAACACAACUUUUAAUUAACGACAUAAUUAUUGGAGGAUACUGAUAAAUUUUAAGACACGAAAAAAAUUGAAUCCUAUUUGUUUCGAUUUUAGAAAUUCGUUUAUGAUAAUUCGUUUUUCUAGUGAGAACCUUCCGAUUCUCUCCUGUUUCUCUAACGACAUUUUUAUUGCCGGAAUUCGGGGUGAAAAGGAAGAACGUGUUAGGAGAGAAAGGGACAAAAGAAAAAGAAAAGAUUUAUCCAUCCCUUCUGCUUUUUGCCUUGGCGCGGAGGGCGGAUUCGUUCGUCCGGUUGCAGCGUCAUCGCAUCUGAUUACACUGGGAGGCCUUUCGCCCUCCUUUCUUCUCCCAUCGCGCUCGUUAGCAUCCGCACUACCGCCAGGAUCGUCGAGAGGUCAUUAUCAUUAUCCAUAUAAAUUACCGCGCGGGCGCGAUUCUCAAUUUUACUUGUCGCAACUCACGGAAAGCUUGGGAAUCCUUAUACUUAACGAAGCAUCCAGUGGUGAAGGGUUGAUGCAAAACAAAUGAAAAAAAGGAGUUUUUUAUCAGGCUCUGAAAACGGAAUAUCACUUUCGAAAUAGAGGAUACAUCCCGAAUAAAUGACAUUUUCGGUUGUUUGCAAUGAGAUAACUUCUUGUAUUUCUUGUAUCAAUUAAGGUUUUUUAAAUUAAAAAUGAAAUAUGAGAAAUGAGAUAUUGCAAGGUUGUAGAAAAAAACUAAUACAUAUUUCUACUUAAAAGUAUUAAAUUCGACAAAAUGUUAAAGUUAUUUUACAAUAGUACAUUUUUUUACGAACUAUGAGAAUCCUUAAAAUAAUUGUUAAUGAAGAACUGAGAGACAUUAGCAUUCAAAAUAAUCUACAUUAUUGUUGCCAAUAUAGAUAAUUUUAAUUUAGAAAAGUAAACAUAAUAAUCGAUGAGAAUUAAGUAAAUCCGAUAAGGAUUUUGAAAAAUCGAUUAUGGGAAGUAAUCGACCUAUACUUUAGUCGAUGUACAAAUCUCGAUUAGUCGAGAGAGCGUUGUUGCUGCUCCACAUUGUUCAUGUAGAUAAGGUUAGCUUGAUUUCUAACCUACAAUCUUUACAAAUCUUUAAAAUACGUACCAUAUAUCUACCAUAGAUCUGGCACAUUAAACUUUCAAAAAAAAAAAAAAAAAAACAAAUCUUUAAAAACUUACAAUUAUAAUAUAUAUGUAAAUAGCAGUUGAAAAGUCUGAUUUAAAGACAUUAAUUUUUAUGAAAUAGUGUUAUUCUCGAAGAAUGUCUACUAAUACUAAGAGAAAGAGUUUGUCGCCAUGGGUAGAGUGUGUCAAGUGUAAAUGCGCUCUGGCCCAAAAAGAUGUUUCCCUGCACAAAGCAAGCUGCCCACCAGCUAUAGAAAAUUGGGAUCACCCUUUUGUCCUCAAUGGAGUUUUGUACAGCACAAUAGAAGUCUUUCAAAAACAAGAAUUACCUACACGCAUUUCUGAGAGGGAUGCUAAUGAUAUGGUAUUUGUGUCACAGUCCACUAUGCAGUUAUGCGAGAUUGCGCUUGGAUCGCCGGCUGUCAUCACGACAAAAGACGAGGUGGUUGUCAAAACGGCCUGGCCGACAAACGACAAAAGUCUGACAAGUGUCACUUUAACAAAAUAUGCUAUUGAACUAAACAAUCUGUCAGGGUUAGUCAAAGUAUGUUCCUUGCCAUCUGAUACCCAGAUUGCAAAGGAAAUUGUAGUUAGUCAGCAAGGCAAACGUUUAAUAUCUGAAAUAAGCGUGGAAUUGGACAACAUCUUAAAAUAUUUUAAUGAGCACAAGAUUUUCACUGUUGGCAAUAGGAUAAGCAUACCAUAUUAUGGCAAGAAAUUGGUGUAUAAAAUUGUUGAAAUCAAGAUGGAAGAAAACCAGAGGAAUCAUACCAAAAUGAUGGAUGUAAACGAUCUAUCAAAAGAUUUGGAAGAUAUAAAUCUAACAACUUCUUCCACAAAAGUGAACUUUUAUAAAGCACUGUAUACAACGAAAUGGACAAUCUUAAAUAUUACGAACAAAAGUAAAGAGAACGUUCCAAGAAGACAGUAUAAGGUCGAUGAUAUCGGCGGAUACAAUGAUCUCAUAACCGACAUAAGAGACAUAGUUGCAAUAGGCAUUGGCAAGUACAGGAGCAUCGAGCACUUCAACGUCAGCAAAGGGAUAUUAUUGUACGGUCCUUCUGGCGUUGGUAAAUCGAUGAUAGCGAACGCCGUAAUCUCGGAAUGUAACGUCGAGAGGUUUACCAUGUACAGUUCGGACAUUUACAGCAAGUCCGUCGGUGAAACGGAAGGCAAGCUCAAAGAGGUGUUCACCAAAGCGAUAUCGAGCGCCCCGAGUAUAAUACUGUUGGAGGACGUGGACAGCUUGUGCCCUAGGAGAACCAGUUCCAGCACGGAUCACGAGAAGAGAGUGUUGACUCAGCUAGUAACACUUUUCGACGAUCUGCAAGGCAUCAGCAGUAAUGUGCUGGUAGUCGCCACCACCGCAAAGCCGGAUCUCGUGGACGGUUCUCUGAGGAGACCCGGCAGACUGGACAUGGAGUUCGAGAUCUACGUACCGACCCCGAACAUACGUAUCGAGAUAUUGGCGAAGUUGCUCUCAAAGAUUCCCAAUACACUUACGGACGAGGACGUGGAGGGUAUCUCGUUCGUUACUCACGGCUUCGUUGGCGCGGAUCUGUACGGUUUAUGCUCCAGAGCGAUAAUGAACGCAGUGAAACGUCACCAGAAGGACAGAAUCCCAUCCGACAAGGAACCGAAGGUGACGAUAACCGACUUUCAUUAUGCCUUGACCGUGACAAAGCCGUCGGCCAUGAAAGAAGUUUUAGUAGAAGUACCGAAUGUGAGAUGGUCAGACAUAGGCGGGCAAAGAGACCUCAAGCUGAAAUUAAAACAAGCCGUCGAGUGGCCGCUGACGCAUCCCGAUUCGUUCCUGAGAUUGGGCAUUACGCCUCCUAGGGGCGUCUUGAUGUUUGGACCACCGGGAUGCUCGAAAACUAUGAUCGCGAAAGCUCUCGCCACCGAGAGUAAAGUCAAUUUUCUGAAUAUCAGAGGCCCGGAGCUGUUUUCGAAAUGGGUGGGCGAAUCUGAGAAGGCCGUGAGAGAAGUAUUUCGAAAAGCGAGACAGGUCGCGCCGUCCAUCAUAUUCAUCGAUGAGAUAGACGCACUCGGUGGUGAAAGAGGCUCGUCUUCCGGUGGUAGCGGCAGCAACGUGCAGGAACGAGUGUUAGCUCAGUUACUGACGGAACUCGAUGGUAUCACCGCUCUGGGUAGCGUCACACUCGUAGCGGCUACUAAUCGCCCGGACAAAAUUGACAAAGCACUCCUCCGACCUGGACGAUUAGAUCGAAUUAUAUACGUGGGGCUGCCGGACAAGGAGACCAGACAAGAGAUAUUCGACAUAAAAUUGCGAAAUAUGCCGGUCGCGAAGGACAUAAAUAUCGCGGAUCUGAUCAGCCGAACGGAAGGCUACACCGGCGCGGAAAUUCAAGCGGUAUGCCAUGAGGCUGCCAUGAAAGCGUUGGAGGAGGACCUUGAUGCCGCUGUCGUUACCAAAGAUCAUUUCAUCGCCGCAUUUAGAGUUAUCGCUCCUAGAACGCCCAAGUCCCUCAUCGAAAUUUACGAGGACUACAUGAAUAAUAAAGUUUUAUGAGAAUUACAUAAGAAUACGUAUAAGUGUGUUUUCCAUUGCGAGAACAGGCAUCGAGUAAUCCUUGAGAUAUUAAAUCUUUUUGUGAUUAUCUCCCUGAUCUUUUUUUAGUAGCAAAGAAACGAGGAGGAACGAGUCUGACGAGUAUGUAUUUAUAAAUUCUCUCGAAAACAAAAUAAUUGAUUAAAAUUUAACAUUUAAGAUGUUUACGAAAUAUCGACUUAUACUUGACUGCAGGGACUGAACAGAAUAAAAUCGAGAACAAGAUCGGUCAAAUUAUGAUCGCAGAAUUUUUUUUUAAUUUGUUGAUCGAUCAAUCUGCGAAAACGUGAACAACUUUACUCUGUUAAAAGUUAUAUAUUAGCGCAUAAUGCAACCGAUCAAAUCAAUAAAUUAGGAAACUCGCUUAAUACAUUCAAAACAUUGUAUAAUAAGCUACUGAUGACGUGGACUCGGACGCGGUUCUCCGUCUACGGCCCAGUUACGGUAGCCGAUAGUAAUAAUAAUAACGACGAGUUUUAUUAUGACAAAUAAAUGGAAAUAUAUGUC